Chrysoperla carnea is the source of this 3529-nucleotide messenger RNA. It is a transcript of the gene Klp68D, whose product is annotated as kinesin-like protein Klp68D. Lineage: Eukaryota; Metazoa; Arthropoda; Insecta; Neuroptera; Chrysopidae. The transcript is spliced from 4 exons. Bases 11 to 2491 code for a protein of 826 amino acids. The record is from RefSeq and is a predicted model, not a curated record. Gene Ontology annotation, biological process: microtubule-based movement. Gene Ontology annotation, molecular function: microtubule binding; microtubule motor activity; ATP binding.
GGUAUUUAAAAUGAAAACAGUUGAGAGUUGUGAGAAUAAUACGAUAGAACAUAAACCAAUUAUUAAGAAACGAAAGAAUUCCUUAAAUGAAUCAGUACAAGUUGUGGUACGAUGUCGUCCAAUGUCCACAAAAGAAACUCAAAAUGGGAACAAAAAUGUCGUGGAAGUAUAUCCAAAACGUGGUGUUAUAGAAAUCAAAAAUCCAAAGGAUAAUCAUCAUGGCGAACAAUUAAAAAGUUUUACAUAUGAUGCCGUUUACGAUUGGAACUCGACGCAACAAGAUAUUUACGACACGACAAUUCGUCCAUUAGUUACGUCUGUGUUAGAAGGUUUUAAUGGCUGUGUUUUUGCAUAUGGACAAACUGGUACCGGUAAAACGUACACGAUGGAGGGAACUCAACAAUCUUCAGAGCAUAUUGGUAUCAUUCCAAAAACAUUUGGACAAAUAUGGUCACAUAUUAAUCGUACCAAAGAUAUGGAAUAUUUAGUAUCUGUUAGCUACUUAGAAAUUCAUUUAGAAGAAAUUAAGGAUUUAUUAAAACGUGACCAUACCCAUAAAUUAGAAAUUCGGGAAUAUAUUGGGAAAGGUGUAAUAAUUCCCGAUUUACAUACAAUCACGUGUAAAAGUGCUGAAGAUAUGUUGUACGUUAUGAAUAUGGGUAACAAAAAUCGGACUGUCGGGUGUACCAAUAUGAACGAACAUAGUUCCCGUUCUCAUGCGAUUUUCUGUGUUACCAUUGAAAUGUGCAACACUGCGGAUGAUACUUUUAAAGUAGGUAAAUUAAAUUUAAUCGAUUUAGCUGGUAGUGAACGACAAUCGAAAACCGGAGCAACAGCAGAACGUUUAAAGGAAGCUUCGAAAAUUAAUCGUGCUUUGUCAGCAUUAGGAAACGUUAUCUCCGCUUUAGCGGAAAAUUCACCUCACAUACCGUAUCGAGACUCGAAAUUAACACGAUUGUUACAAGAUUCCCUUGGAGGUAAUUCGAAAACGAUUAUGAUCGCUAAUAUUUCACCUUCUUCAUAUAAUUACGAUGAAUCGUUAACGACUUUACGAUAUGCCCAUCGGGCCAAAACAAUCAAAAAUCGUCCGAUUAAAAAUGAAGAUCCUAAGGAUGUUAAACUUCGUGAAUAUCAAGAUGAAAUCAAGCGAUUAAAGUUGUUGAUCGAACAGCGGAAACAACAAGAGAAAACGAUUAUUAUAAAGAAGGUUAAAAAAGUUAAAAAGGAAACUGAAGCUUCUUCACCAUCACCCGGUGCUAGCGAGGAUAUAAAUAAAUCCACGACAAGUAUAAAUAACGAAGAGAAUAUCGAGGUACAACUGAAAUACGAACGCGAAAAAACUGACGAAUUAGCAAAACGAUUACAAUCAUUAGAAUCCCAAUUAAUUCGAGGUGGGAAAAAUAUUCUAGAUGAAAUGAAUGAGAAGCAAAUUCAAUUAGAACAACAAUUAAAUGAGAUUGCAGAACGUAAAAAGCGAGAAACAGAAAUGCAACAAAUGUUAGAGCUCGAGGAAGAAACGAAUAUCGAAUUUCGUAGUGGUUUCUCAAACUUACAACAAGAAGCCGAAUUAAAAUCACGUAAAUUAAAAAAAUUAUUUCAACGUUUACAAAACAUGAAACAAGAAAUAAGUGAUUUAAAGUUAGAACAUAAUCGAGAUUGUCGGGAAAUGGAAAUCACACAAGAAUCAUUAGUUAAGGAAUUAAAAUUGAAAAUUAUGAUAAUCGAUAACUUUGUACCGAUCGACGAUAAGCAAUAUAUGUUGAAUAACGCACGUUACGAUGAUAAUUUAGACGAGUGGAUCCUACCAACCCAGCAAAAUAAUUUACAAAACACCACUAACGAUCAAGUUAUCAAAAUAACACAUCGUCCGUUAGCGAGACCUGAACUAGAUCGACCUUACUCGGAGUACGCACUUAAUAAGAUGCGUUCCUUCGAUUGCCCUUACCGAUUCAAAUCGGAGAACAUAUUAAACUUAAAUCUAGACAUGCCUCAAAAGACGACUUCUGUUUAUAAGCGACCUGAUGUGUCGCCAGCACUUCGAGCGGUUUUAGAUGAAGCAAUGCAAGUGGAAAGUGAUUUAGAAAUCGAUGAUAAAGAUCACAGUCAAGCUUUGAUUAAUAACCAGGUGAAUAACGACUUGAACAACAGUUUGCAUCACAUUCGAAUUAAAAGUGGAACGGUUGGAACGGGUUCGGCUCGAACACAAGCACAAAUGGAUACAAUUGCACAUAAUUUAGCGAUGAAAAAAGAUACAACUCAACGGCAUAAUAAUCCAACGUUGCGUAAAUCGCUGUCUGCACACGGCACGAGCAGUACUGGAGGUAGUAGCAACAAUUUAAAGUAUAGUAAUUAUAAAAAGGCGGCGUCGUUAAAUAGUCAUUAUUCAUCAAAUAGUAGUAUUGCGAGCACUAGUAGCAAUACAUCGACGAAAUCGAAAGCUAGUGAUCAUUUUACUAAUGAAUAUCAACGUCACCAUUUUUAUCAUAAGUAACAAUUUUUACUUAUUUACCUAUUUAUAUUCAAAUAUUAGUGGUGGGAUAGAGUGAUAGAGUGGAGGCUUUUCUAAAACUUCGCCCAUUGCGUGGCGCCGCAUUAAAAUUUUUUUUUUUAAAUCUAUGAAAUAACCAUGAACUCCAAAAGCUUGUCUUUCUUGAAAAGGUAUAUUGAAAGCUAUAACUUCACCCGGUUGCCUUAUGGAUAAAGUUGGUAUCCCAAUAUAGUAUUACAAAUUUCCCCCCUGCUCCCCCAAUCAGGUAGGGUUGCCAUUGUCCAUUGCUUUUACUGGCUUAAUUGCCGCUUAAUUACAAAGUUUAAGCCGGUUACCGGUCUAGUGAUUUUGCAGUUCGCUCCCAAAUCAUAAGAAUCGUGAGGAACGGUGCCGUAUUUACCAAAAAAAGGGCAUCCAACACUCUCGUGUGAAGCUCCUGGUAGAUUUAUGAGGAUUAUAAAAAAGAAAAAAGUUGGCAAAUAAAGGGAAAGUGUAAACGAAGUAGGCAUACUUUUAAUCAAACUGUCUAGGAAAAAGCUAAGCCCGACUUUGCUAAAGUGGGUCUCAACAUUUGCAAAUGCGACACUGCUGUGGAAUUCUUUAAGAGCUUCGUUUAUAUGUUCAAAAAAAACUUGAUCGCUUGAUCCACUCAAAAAAAAAAAAAAUUAACCAGGUGCUGGAUGAUUUGAGGACAAUGCGAGUCACUGGGUGCGCCCUGGAGUUGUGGAGGAGGCCAAGGCCCACGUCGGGCUGUAGCGCCUAUUGUUGUUGCUUGAUCCACUCAUGCGCAAAAUAAGAAAAAAUGCAUACAUCAUACCGGUUCACCUUGUUUUCUCAUCCAUGAAUUGGGACUAACAUUGUAUACAAUAAGUUUCAUAGAAAUCGACCAAAUUAUAAUAUACAGGGAGUUUCAUUAAAAUUAAGAGUCGAUUUUUUUUAGAAAAAUAACCAGAUCCUAUUUUGCAAGGGUGUUUUAGAUCAAAUAUUUAUUUUUUAAAUAGCUAUAAUCAAACUUCCAAAGACUAAAAUAAACUUUCUUGC